Molecule: messenger RNA, 1074 nt
Organism: Adineta ricciae
Lineage: Eukaryota; Metazoa; Rotifera; Eurotatoria; Adinetida; Adinetidae
Source: the annotation of a GenBank genome assembly
AUGAGCAAACUCCAGUCAGACAGAUCAUAUAAGAUCGAUUAUCAUAUUGUUAUCGAAACAGGCGAGCAAGGUACUGACACGCCUGUUUCGCUCAAAGUUCAUGGAGAGAAAGGUUCUGCUGAUAUUCCAUUGAAAGGAAAAGAUGACAAAACAUCUUUUCCAUCGAAAUCGAUCAACGAAUUCACAUCCUCGGAGAAGGAUGUCGGUAAAAUUUAUUAUAUUACCUUCGCACUUGCUGUGAAAAGCGAAGAUGUUGUUUGGCAUCUGAAGAAAGUGCAGCUGAAGAAAGGAAGCGAGGAGUACAAUUUCGAUGCGAAUGUUCGUCUCGAUCGAAAUGAUAACAAAGCUAAUCUUUAUCCGGCCGAUGCCGUCAAUGGCCGUCCAGGAGAUGAUUAUGUACAAAGUGAAUUACGUCGAUUACGAGAAAACCUUCGUUGUGAAUCAUCGAAACUCCAUCGGCCACAGCACAAACCUCACGAACCUUUUGUUUUCAAUGAUUUACGACCUUACUUCGAUACGAGUUCCGUGGAAAGAGCAAUCUAUUCACAUGUCAACAUACCACCCGGAUAUUAUACUCGUGUGACUGCACUUCGUAUUGUUGAGCCAUGGGAAGCGUAUGGUAUGGACUAUGGUGUCAAUUACGAAUAUUUAAGACAUCGUAAAACUCGUAGUUUAAGUGGUAAACCACCACCACCGAAACCUGAUAACUCAACCGAUCGCAAGCAAGGUUCAACACAUUUACCACCGUAUCCUCGUGUUGACAUGCGAAAACCUGCUGAAUAUUCAGGACCAUUGACUGUAAACGAUAUUCCAAAGAUCAGAAACUUAGUUCGAACUCGUUAUACCAGUCAAGCGGAUAGUCAACGUGAGAAAGAUUAUCAACGAACGCACAACGAUUUGUACCGUAUGCAAUUGGACAACGUCGAUGCAUAUCAUAAAUCAAACCGAGACAAUAUGCUUCGAGUUUACCAUUCUUACUUAGAGAACACUCCCGGCUCAAAGAAGGCACUACGUGAAUUAUGUGAUCAACUAUCACCCAAAAACGGCAAAUCGGACGUAAAGAGUGCCGCUUAG